This is a messenger RNA of Carlito syrichta (Philippine tarsier), 1038 nucleotides long. RefSeq names its product erythropoietin receptor (gene EPOR). Gene Ontology annotation, biological process: hemopoiesis; positive regulation of cell population proliferation; cytokine-mediated signaling pathway. The record is from RefSeq and is a predicted model, not a curated record. Gene Ontology annotation, molecular function: erythropoietin receptor activity. Lineage: Eukaryota; Metazoa; Chordata; Mammalia; Primates; Tarsiidae. The transcript has 4 exons. The annotation marks the transcript as partial. Gene Ontology annotation, cellular component: external side of plasma membrane.
UGGAGCGCCUGGUCGGAGCCCGUGUCGCUGCUGACAGCCAGCGACCUGGACCCCCUCAUCCUGACGCUCUCUCUCAUCCUCGUGCUCAUCCUGCUGCUGCUGGCCGUGCUCGCCCUGCUCUCCCACCGCCGGGCUCUGAAGCAGAAGAUCUGGCCUGGCAUCCCGAGUCCCGAGAGUGAGUUUGAAGGCCUCUUCACCACCCACAAGGGUAACUUCCAGCUGUGGCUGUACCAGAACGAUGGCUGUCUGUGGUGGAGCCCCUGCACCCCCUUCACGGAAGACCCUUCUGCCCCCCUGGAAGUCCUCUCUGAGCGCUGCUGGGGGGAGACACAGGCAGUGGAGCCAGGGGCAGAUGGUGAGGGGCCCCAGCUGGAGCCAGUGGGCAUUGAGCAAGCCCAGGACACCUACCUUGUGCUGGACACAUGGCUGUUGCCCAGGAGCCCGCCCAGUGAGGGCCUCCUAGGGCCUGGUGGCUGUGUGGAUGCAGUGGCCAUGGAUGAGGGCACAGAAGCAUCCUCCUGCUCUUCGGCCUUGGCCUUGAAGCCCAACCCAGAGGGGACCUCUGCUGCCAGCUUUGAGUAUACCAUACUGGACCCCAGUUCUCAGCUCUUGCGCCCACGGGCACUGCCCCCUGAGCUGCCACCCACCCCUCCCCACCUAAAGUACCUGUACCUCGUGGUGUCUGACUCUGGCAUCUCAACUGACUACAGCUCAGGGGGCUCCCAGGAAGCCCAGGGGGGCUCAUCUGAUGGCCCCUACACCAACCCUUAUGAGAACAGUCUCAUCGCAGCCCCUGAGCCUCCACCCCCCAGCUAUGUGGCCUGCUCCUAGGACACCAGCCUGCAGAUACUCAGGGACUCAAUCUCAAGUGCCAGUGCAGGCCAAAGCCUUAUUAAACAGGAAUGAUGAGGCCUCCUUCAGGGCUGGGGGCGUUACUGACUUUGGCUAUCUUCUCAGCCCAUCUGGCUCAGGAAAUCAGAACCUUGCAGUAUUUUGAAAUAUGUACUGUUUCUUUUUGUAUAUAUUUGUAUAUAUGCA